AGGCGGGCGGGGGAGCAGCAGAGCCCCGCCGCCCGCAGCUUUGUUCGCCGGGCCCUCCGACGCUCGUCCCGCUCUUCUGCCCCAGUCCGCGCGCCCUCCCGGUUCCUUUCUUUCCCCUCUGCGGGAUAUCUCAGUGUGGGAGCGUCGCCUGCGGAACCGACCCGCGGUGCGGGACUAGGAAACAACAGGUCUUCCCCCCACCUCUCCUCGCCUUUUCUCCGAAGUGGCACCGGCGCCUCGCUGUUGGGAUUAUAAAUGUUUGAACUAAGACCCAGGGAACUGGAAGGAGAGCCUCCCGUUGGAAUUAACAGGAGAGAAAACAAGGGAGGCUUUUCCAAAUCCUCCGCAAGAAAGCCCGUGCUGUUUUUUUCCCGUGCUGUCCGCACGGUGUUUAAUAAUGCGAUUGUGACCUGAGUGGAAUUUAUGAGCAAAGAACUAAUUGAAGCUUCUUGCACCGCUGCAUCGGACUACUUUUUUUUUGUUGUUUUCUCAGCACAUGAUUCCUCCAUCCCAGCUGUUGCCGGACCUGUGGGCCAGUAAUAGAGGGAUGGGAAGCUGAGGCAGUUUAUUUUAACAUUCUUCUGUUCCGGGGACUUGGCGAGUUGGCUGAAGCUGCUGCUGCUUUUUACUGGAUCUGCUCUUUCCUCGGCAGGUUUAUUUGUUUUCAUGUGCACGGGGUGUUUCGAUUAAACAGACAUUGGACUGGAGCUGAAUGGAUGCUUUGCAAGCCGAAAGGUUUUGGGAGGUAGCAGAAAACUGCUAGAACAGAGAAGAACUGGUACUGCAGGAAACCUGGGUCCUGUCUUCCAAGCCUUUUUGUUUUAUUGAGCAAGCCAACAAAAGCUCAAAGUACUGUUUUAGAUGUGAUCUUUAUACGUUUGAAGCAUUGGAAGGAACAGAUAAUGAUUCUCAAAAUGUGCAGUAUGAUGUGUGAGGUGAUGCCAACCAUCAGUGAGGCCGAGAUUCCUGCUGGGGGAAAUGGAGGCCACGGUUCAGGUUCCCCAUUACAGUCAGAUGCUGAUUCCCAUUUUGAGCAAUUAAUGGUGUCCAUGUUGGAAGAAAGGGAUCGCCUCCUGGAAACACUGAGGGAAACUCAGGAGACCCUGGCACUGACCCAGGGCAAGCUGCAUGAAGUCGGUCAUGAGAGAGAUUCCUUGCAAAGACAGCUCAAUACUGCACUCCCACAGGAAUUUGCAGCACUUACAAAAGAGCUCAAUGUAUGCAGGGAGCAGCUGCUGGAAAGGGAAGAAGAAAUCGCUGAACUGAAAGCAGAAAGAAAUAAUACCAGGCUGUUACUGGAACAUCUGGAGUGUCUUGUCUCCAGGCAUGAGCGAUCUCUGAGAAUGACUGUGGUGAAGAGGCAAGCUCAGUCUCCAGCAGGAGUUUCUAGUGAAGUGGAAGUUCUCAAAGCACUAAAAUCUUUAUUUGAGCACCAUAAAGCCCUUGAUGAAAAGGUAAGGGAGAGGUUACGAGUAGCACUUGAAAGAUGUAGUUUAUUGGAAGAAGAACUAGGUACUACACAUAAAGAGUUAAUGAUUCUGAAAGAGCAAAAUAAUCAGAAGAAAACACUUCCAGACGGGAUGCUGGAUAUAAAUCAUGAACAAGAAAAUACACCGACUACAAAUGGGAAGAGAUCCUCUGAUGGUUCUUUAUGCCAUGAUGAAAACCUUGCUAAAGUGAUUGAACUCCAAGACAUUAUAGAUAAGCAAAACAAAGAGCAGACACAAAUGAAAGAACGUCUCACUGCUCUGUCCAGCAGAGUGGCAGAGUUGGAAGAAGAUCUUGACACAGCCAGAAAAGACUUGAUAAAGUCUGAAGAAAUGAAUACAAAGUUACAGAGAGAUGUACGAGAGACUAUGGCCCAAAAGGAAGACAUGGAAGAGAGAAUUACAACUCUUGAGAAACGCUACCUCGCUGCGCAACGUGAAGCUACAUCUGUGCACGACCUCAAUGAUAAACUUGAAAAUGAAAUUGCCACUAAAGACUCCAUGCACAGACAGAGUGAAGAUAAGAACAGGCAAUUACAGGAACGACUGGAACUGGCUGAGCAAAAGUUGCAGCAGACCCUGAGAAAGGCUGAGACUUUGCCAGAGGUGGAAGCUGAGCUGGCCCAGAGAGUUGCAGCACUUACAAAGUCUGACCUUUUGUCUCCUGGGAGAUCUGCUGCUAAAGAUGCAAAAGUGUUGGAACUUACCACCAAGCUUAGGAAGGCUGAGGAGAGACAUGGCAACAUCGAGGAACGACUGAGGCAGAUGGAAGCACAGCUAGAGGAGAAGAAUCAAGAACUGCUAAGGGCUAGACAGAGAGAAAAGAUGAAUGAAGAGCAUAAUAAACGUUUGUCAGAAACUGUUGAUAAACUUCUGUCUGAAUCCAAUGAAAGGCUCCAGCUGCAUCUCAAGGAAAGGAUGGCUGCCCUAGAAGAUAAGAAUUCACUUCUUCGAGAAAUUGAAAAUGCAAAAAAGCAAAUAGAGGAGCUUCAGCAUGAAAAGGAUCAACUUGCAAUAAAUGUUGAUGCAUUAAGGGCUGAAAAUGACCAAGUGAGACUCAGAGCCACAUCACUCCAUCAUAGCAGACCAGAUUUCAGAUUCCCUAUGACAUCUUCCUCUGUGGGUGACACUCACACAGACUCCUUUGGCACCUCCUCCGUGCUGAGGCGUCCCCAGAAGGGACGUUUGGCAGCUCUCAGAGAUGAACCUUCAAAGCAUGUUCAGACUCUGAAUGAGCAGGAUUGGGAGCGAGCCCAGCAAGCAAGUGUGUUGGCAAAUGUGGCACAAGCAUUUGAGAGUGAUGUUGAUGUGUCUGAUGUGGAGGAUGACAGAGAGACCAUAUUCAGCUCAGUUGAUCUGCUGUCACCAAGUGGUCAGGCUGAUGCUCAGACUUUGGCCAUAAUGCUUCAGGAACAGUUGGAUGCCAUCAACAAAGAGAUCAGACUUAUCCAAGAAGAGAAGGAGAACACGGAGCAGCGAGCAGAGGAGAUUGAAAGCAGGGUGGGCAGUGGCAGCCUGGAUGCCCAUGGCCGGUUCCGCUCCAUGAGCUCCAUCCCUCCUUCCUAUGCCAGUGGUUCCCUGGCUGGUUCCUCCCCCCCUGGCAGUGGCCGCUCCACCCCAAGGCGGAUCCCACACAGCCCAGCUCGAGAAGUGGACAGAUUGGGGAUCAUGACACUGUCUCCAGCUUCCAGAGAAGAGGUACGAGAUGAUAAAACCACAAUAAAAUGUGAGACAUCACCACCUUCUUCCCCUCGGUCUCUGCGUUUGGACAGAGUCCAGAAAGGAGCUUUGCACACAGUGAGCCAUGAAGAUAUCAGGGACAUCAGGAAUUCAACAGGUUCUCAAGAUGGGCAAACAAGUAAUCCCAGUAGCAGUAACAGUAGCCAAGAUUCCCUUCACAAAGCUCCCAAAAAGAAGGGGAUCAAAUCCUCCAUCGGCCGCUUGUUUGGCAAGAAGGAGAAGGGACGACCUGGACAAACAAGCAAGGAAGGAUUAGGACAAGGCGGCAUGGGAGAAGCAGAUGGUUCCUCUCAGGAUGCCUUAGGUCUCAGCAAGCUUGGAGGUCAGGCAGAAAAAAACAGGAAAAUGCAGAAAAAGCAUGAGCUGCUGGAGGAAGCCAGAAGACAAGGUUUGCCUUUUGCACAGUGGGACGGACCUACUGUGGUUGUGUGGCUGGAGCUGUGGGUUGGGAUGCCAGCCUGGUAUGUGGCUGCUUGCCGAGCAAAUGUGAAAAGUGGUGCUAUCAUGUCAGCCUUGUCUGACACGGAAAUACAGCGGGAAAUUGGGAUCAGCAACCCCCUGCACAGGCUCAAGCUGAGGCUGGCCAUCCAAGAAAUCAUGUCACUGACAAGCCCAUCUGCCCCUCCCACCUCAAGGACGACCACGGGAAAUGUCUGGGUAACACAUGAAGAAAUGGAAAAUCUUACAGCCACACAACAAACGGAAGAUGAGGAGGGAAGCUGGGCUCAGACACUUGCCUAUGGUGAUAUGAACCAUGAGUGGAUUGGCAAUGAGUGGCUCCCAAGCCUGGGGCUCCCUCAGUACCGCAGCUAUUUCAUGGAAUGUCUUGUGGAUGCUCGAAUGCUGGACCAUUUAACUAAAAAAGACCUGCGCGGGCAGCUCAAAAUGGUGGACAGCUUUCACAGAAACAGUUUUCAGUGUGGAAUCAUGUGCCUACGAAGACUGAAUUAUGAUCGAAAAGAACUUGAAAGAAAAAGGGAAGAAAGCCAGAAUGAAAUCAAGGAUGUGCUUGUGUGGAGCAAUGAAAGGAUGAUCCAUUGGGUCAUGUCCAUUGGUCUUAAAGAAUAUGCGAAUAACCUUGUCGAGAGCGGAGUUCAUGGUGCUCUUGUGGCCUUAGAUGAAUCCUUCGAUUACAUUGCAUUAGCUCUCCUAUUGCAAAUCCCCACCCAGAACACACAGGCUCGUGCUGUUCUGGAGAGGGAAUUUAAUAACCUUCUUGCUAUGGGCACUGACAGAAGACUUGAUGAAGAUGAUGAUAAGAGCUUUAGGAGAGCACCUUCAUGGAGAAAGAAGUUUAGACCAAAGGACAUCAGAGGUUUAGCUGCUGGAUCAGCAGAGACUCUUCCUGCAAAUUUCAGAGUUACAACCUCAAUGUCUUCACCCUCUAUGCAGCCAAAGAAGAUGCAGAUUGAUGGCAGUGUAUCAGGAACACAAAGAUUGGAUUCUGCUACAGUAAGGACCUACUCCUGUUAAAGCCUUCUCCUGUUUACCCACACUAUUUCUACCGGUGAUAUGCAGCAUUUUGAACAUUUGGAACCCUUAACCUGUUAAUACUUGUUAAAUGGACACUUUGAGAUAUUUUAUUACAGAGUUUUUAAUUAGCAAAUAAAUUCAUGAGUACUACAGAGAAAAUAUUUUAGAAUCUAAAUGUUUCCUAUAUUUAUGUGACUUCUCAUUUAUAUAGUUACUUACUUUUUCAGUUUCUAUUCAGUCUACAAAUCAAAUCAUUGCUGAUUUUUUAUUCUAAUUUUAGUCUUUCCAACUGAAUGUACUGUAAUGCUUGUAUGUAUAUGUCCCUAUGAGCAAUAUAGGGUUUUUGUAAAUUAUGCAGUUACUGUAAUUAUCAUUGUUUUUUAAUAAUGAAACUGAAGGUGAAAAGGAUUUUAAUACCUUUGUAAAAGUAUCAUGACACCAAGCAGUAUAUAUUUUGUCUUUUUGGAGCUGUUAGACCUGAAAACAAGCCCAGCUUUUUUUCAGAUAUUGAUAUAGGAGCUGUGGUACACAAGUGUUGUUCUCCUCAGAGCUGUAUCUUUCCACACAGAGGACUUGUCGAGUAGUGGCAGUUUGACUUUAUUCAAAAUAGAACGUGUUUUAAGAGCUGGGAGGAACUGAGGAGAACACGUUUUAGAAGUGAUUUUGACUCACUCAUAACACACUCUGCUGUAUUUGUAAAGCGACUCUUCACAGUGACUGAAAACAAGCCAUAAACCAAGAACUGUUUGUAUUUUUUCUUUUCCUUAAGUGAGGAAGACAGACUUCAUAAUGAUUCCUGGUCAUAGGCCACAGGCCACAGAGAGGUUUUUAGGGUUUUUUUGGUUGAAAACACUUGUGGAAAGAUGCUGGUGGAACUAGUUUUAAUGGACCAAUCUUAAAGCACUGCAGCCUCAUGUCAGGUGAGUAGGGAAAGAUGAAGGUACAAUGGGCUGAAACCUCAAGCAGUGCAUCUUCUAAUAAAGGCCUUACUUUUCUUAUGUAAGUCAUCUUAUAUGUUUUGUAAACUUGUUCUAAAGAGUUGUCUGGACUUUAAUUUUGAUGGGUGUUGCUAUUUUGGACUGUAUGAGUAGAAAAUGUAUCUGAUACUUGUAAAUGGCAUAUUAAAAAGCCAGCAAGAAUCUGUUCAGAUGGUGCAUUAUUUAUUAUGCAGCAAUAUAUAUAGCAUGUCUUUUUUCUCUUAUUUUGUUUUCCACUUUUAACUUUGCUUGUAAAACUGAAAUUCAUUGUUAUUGUUCUGGGUUUUUUUCUAUUAAUCUUUUGUGUAUCUUCAGAUUAUGUAACAAUAUGUACAGUCUACUUUUGAACUAUUUUUAUCACAGUAUUAUUUAUUGCUUUCUUUCAAUAAAGUACUGAUGCAUUUUCCACUGCCAAUAAAACACUAUGGAAAAGCUGAGAUCUAAUUGUGUGCAGGCAGAAACUUUUGCAGUGAGCGGACAUGAUUGUUUGCUGCCCUGUAGAUCUUGUUUCAGAUGAUGACCUUUCUCCAGUAGGAAAAAAGUACUCCAUUAGAGGUGACAUUUUCUUUGGAAUUGUUCAAGUUCACAUGCAUUAAUCAGUUUUGGAAAAAAACAGUUUUCUGAAGAAAAUGGUUUUAUUGCCUCCUUCUACUCAUAGUUACAGCUGUGAUUUGCUUUUAAAAAUGGUAACAAAAACUACCACACAACUUCAGUGUGUUCUGGUCCACGUGACGGAGAUUGAAGUGCUGUUCUAGGUAGCACCAAGAGCUGCUUUGUUAACAAAAUGAGAUUAUGACCAUAGUGAUAUUUGGGGAGAAACACAGGAGUCGAGGGAACCAAUACAAUAUUGGGUCACAAUAGGGCUGUUUAUGUCAAUUUUAAUACAUUUGUAAACCAUUUCUUGUGUAGAAGAGAAGACAGAAGGAUAAAGUUACAGAAUAAUGGAAGCAGUAGUGAAGCAUAUUCCAUCAUGUCCUCUGGAUCAACAGAAGGAAUGCCUGGAAUGGAGAAAUAUUGUCACUGAUGCUCUAAACAUUGUUCAGUAAUGCAUCUGUUUGUCUGGCUUGUCUGUAUGAGUUGCUCUCUGUUAAUUUGCAGGCUCUUUUAUAUUUUCAGAGAAUCUAUCUUCCUAGAAAAAGCUGAAAUGGAACUGCAAAAGGAGCUCCUGACUCGCUGUUCAGCUGAAUUUCACUGUUUAGAGAAAAAAUUGCAUAGACGUUGCUGGUCACUGAUGUAAUAGUGGGUGUUCAAAGUCGUGUAUUGUUGCUUCUCAAAAGUGAAACCAAUGCGGGGUAGACUUGUAAAAUGUGAAAAGAAAAUGCAUUUAUUAUUUUAAGGCUGUAAAACCUUAAGUGUUAUGGAACAAUGGAACUGAUAUGAGAGCUAGAAUAAAUGAGUGAAAUGGCAAAAAGCUUUCACAAACUGGCA
Molecule: messenger RNA, 7105 nt
Organism: Manacus vitellinus (golden-collared manakin)
Lineage: Eukaryota; Metazoa; Chordata; Aves; Passeriformes; Pipridae
Gene: PPFIA1
Product: PTPRF interacting protein alpha 1
Exons: 33
Coding region: 903-4700 (1265 amino acids)
Biological process (GO): synapse organization
Cellular component (GO): presynaptic active zone
Molecular function (GO): protein binding
Source: RefSeq, a predicted model, not a curated record